This is a messenger RNA of Caenorhabditis elegans, 567 nucleotides long. RefSeq lists its product as uncharacterized. The coding region runs from base 140 to 463 and encodes 107 amino acids. The transcript has 3 exons. Lineage: Eukaryota; Metazoa; Nematoda; Chromadorea; Rhabditida; Rhabditidae. The record is from RefSeq and is marked reviewed.
UUCUCUGCAUCUCUCUAUCUCUCACUUUUUAUCGGAUGCCAUCCAGAAUGCCCUUCAUCUUUUCCCUAUUCACCAAUUUUACAGGAAUGUUCACCUAAACCAGCAGAUUUUACGAGUUUUUUUUCUUUUGGGAAGAAAUAUGUCUUCGUCUGCAAAAAUAUACUCGAUGGAGGCGCAUGUUCCAGCAGCUAGCCGGCCUGUCCCUUUGAACACUCGGCAAGUUUUGUCUGUCACUAUUACACUAUCGAUUUUCUCAUUUUUAUAUUUGGUAUAUGCUCAAAAACAUGCUCUCUUGUUUUAUAUUAUGACUGGUCUAGUCGGUGUCUUCAUAGUCUUCAUCUACUCCGCUGGUAUCCUAGCCGUCCUGUAUAUGGUAGCACGGGAUUAUCCAGAAGCUUCGGAUUUUGAUAAUAAAUCUGCAAGUUCUUCGAGUAGCCGAGAAAUGGAAGAAUCCAAAUUCUAGAUUUUUCGUUCAAAUUUUAUUUCUUUUUUUCCCCAAAAAUUACGUGUAUUUUUUUCUUUCAAAACUAGGUGAUGAUGUUGCUCUAAUAAAUCGAUUAGUUUCUU